CCUGCGGUUGUUUUUAUGCGAUUUAUUACAGACAGCAGAAUUUUAUUAAUUGGUGCGCAUUCUGCUAUAUUAUUUCUUUUUGUGUACUGAGUCAGUUUAAAUCAGUUGAUCGAAAUGGCUGAAUUAAUUUCGGUGCCGCUAAAAAAACCGUCAGACGUAGAUGUCAUUAAACCUCUGACAAAUGUCAUAAAAUCAACGUAUAACACUGGAUCAAAUCAAAAAGAUUACACAGAAGCUAUUCAUGAAUUUAGCAAGCUUCGUAAUAAUGCAUUGUGGCGAGCCUUCGAGAAAUAUGAAAGCUCAUUAGAGGUUAUUUACAGCUAUUAUGACCAACUUUGUGCUUUGGAAGGAAAAAUACCUACUCAUGAAUUGCAGAUUCCAUUUAAAUGGAAAGAUGCUUUUGACAGAACCAUAUUCGGUGGAAAGUUAAGCUUAACAAUUAGCACUCUCACAUAUGAGAAAAUGUGUGUACUAUUCAAUAUUGCAGCACUUCAAAGUGCUGUUGCUGCUUCACAAUCUCUUGAUAGUGAUGAAGGAUUAAAAUUGGCUGCAAAGUUAUUUCAACAAGCAGCAGGGAUAUUUAAUUACUUAAAAGGACAUGUAAUGCUGGCUAUACAACAAGAACCUACACCUGACAUGAGUCCUGAUACUUUGGCAGCUUUAUCAGCUUUAAUGUUAGCGCAAGCACAGGAAAUCUUCGUUCACAAAGCUAUUCAUGAUUCAAUGAAAGAUGCAGUAAUUGCAAAAUUAGCUUCUCAAGCAGAAGAAUUAUAUGCAGAUGCUUUAAAAUUAUUUGAAAAAGAAAUCUUUCGAUCAUUUUGGGAUAAAGAGUGGGUUCCUUUAAUUACAGCCAAACAAUCUGGAUAUCGAGCUAUGGCAGAAUUAUAUCAAUCGAUGAUAUGCAAAAACAAUUCAGCUAUCGGUGAAGAAAUUGCAAGACUGGAGUAUGCUGUAGAUUUAUUUAAAGCAGCUCAACAGAGAUCAAAUAAAUCAACUUUGUUUCAAGAUUAUGCAAAUAAAGCUCAGCGUCGAUUGACUGAAGUAAAAAAAGAUAAUGAUUUUAUAUACCACGAGAGAAUUCCUGAUAUUAAAAGUGUUCCACCAAUUGGAAAAGCUAAUGUAGCCAAACUAUUAACAAUGACCCAACCAAUGAGUUCCAACUUUAGGGAUUUAUUUGCAGAUUUAUUACCAGUUCCUGUACAUCAAGCUCUAUCUUCUUAUGAAGUCCGUCGAAAUGAACUUGUUAAUACUGAGAUUUCUAAAUUACGUGAAAUGACGCAAGUUUUGAACACUGUUUUAGCGAGUUUAAAUUUGCCAGCAGCUAUAGAAGAUACGAGUGGAACAGAAGUACCUCAAUCUCUUUUAGAAAAAGCUCAAUUUGUUAGAGAUUCUGGAGGAAUAAAAGCUUUGGAAAGAGCCAUGAAUGAACUUCCUGAUUUAUUGCAGAGAAAUAAAGAUAUUUUAGAUGAAACAGAAAAAAUGUUGAAAGAAGAACGUGAAUCAGAUAAUCAGUUGCGUGAACAGUUCAAAGAACGUUGGAAUAGAAUAUCGAGUGCUAAAUUGACUGAACAGUUCACGAAUAAUGCUCAAAAAUAUCGAACAAUUAUUGACAAUGCAGUUGCUGCUGAUACAACAAUUCGAGAAAAAUUUGAAGCUCAUCGUGAAGGCAUGGAAAUCCUUAGUUUGGAUGAAGGUCAACUGACAUCAGCAAUUCCUUCAGGAUCAGCCGUUCAAGAGAGUAGUGCUGUUGUUCAACUACGAAAAUUAAUGGAAGAUGUAGAAACAUUAAAAGCUGAACGAGAUGUCAUUGAAAGUGAAUUAAAAUCUGCAACAACUGAUAUGAAAGCUACAUUCUUAUCAGCUUUAGCUAAAGAUGGAACCAUCGAUGAGCCUAAUUUGUCGGUAGAAAAUAUUGGAAAAAUUUAUGGCCCACUGACAAGUCAAAUUCGUGAUAGUGCAGCUCGUCAAGAAAGCUUAGUUGCUGAAAUUCAAUCAGCUCAUGCUGCAUUUACUCGUGAACAAAGUGGUUCAGGUAGUGCUCGAGAAUCAACAUUAUGUAAAUUGGCAGCUGCCUAUGAUGCAUUUAAGGAAUUGAAAAAUAAUUUGCAAGAAGGAACUAAAUUUUACAACGAUCUUACGCAGCUACUGGUUGUUUUCCAAAACAAAAUAUCCGAUUUUUGUUUUGCUCGGAAAACAGAAAAAGAAGAAUUACUCAAGGAUUUAACUACAAACUUGAGUCAAACUGGUCCAGCAGCUACUCCACCUAUUCCUGCUCAUCACGAAGCAUCUGGAGGAAGUUCAGCACCGAAAGAGGGUGUCUCUCAAUUGCCUUAUCCAACGCAGUAUCAAGGAGGUAUGCCUAUACCUUAUGGAGCAACUCCUGCUGCGCCUUAUCCGACUUAUGUUCCUCCACCAAUGCCUACGACUUACAAUCCGUACGCAACAAUGCCUUAUCCAAACCAAGCUGCAUACAGUUAUCCCUACCCUCAACAAAACUAUGCUAACACCUACAAUACAUUCCCACGUUAUGGUGGAGCCCCACCACCUCCAGGUCAAAAUCCUUGGUAAUUGGAAAAUUUUAAAGGAUAGACUAGAGAUUAAAAAGAAUAUUACAUUUAUUUGGAAUCGUAUAUGUGAUUAUUACUUUUUUUUGUCAUUGUCAAUGGCUUAAAAUGUGUAGAACUAAAAAAUAGUCAAAGAAUCAUGUUUUAAACAAUUUGCUUGAAAUUAUUUUUCUAUCUUUUAUCACCACUGGUAAUUUUAUGUAUAUCAUUAAAAUAUUAUUAUUUGUAUUACUUCAUAAAAUUAUUAAUGAAUUUAAUGAUACGUCAAAUCUUGUUGAGAAUGUUCAAUAUUAAUAUAAUUAUUGUUAUUAAAUGCUGCUUAUUGGCUCUACAAUAU
Chelonus insularis is the source of this 2901-nucleotide messenger RNA. RefSeq names its product programmed cell death 6-interacting protein-like protein AliX (gene ALiX). Gene Ontology annotation, cellular component: endosome. The record is from RefSeq and is a predicted model, not a curated record. The transcript is spliced from 9 exons. Gene Ontology annotation, biological process: multivesicular body sorting pathway; mitotic cytokinesis. Gene Ontology annotation, molecular function: protein binding. The coding region runs from base 115 to 2568 and encodes 817 amino acids. NCBI's taxonomy places the organism in Eukaryota, Metazoa, Arthropoda, Insecta, Hymenoptera, Braconidae.